AUGACUUCAAAAUUUGCUGAAAACGAAAGGAAACUUACCGAGACCAGAAUGUCUCAGAUGGAGCGGAAGAUCGAAAAGACGAUGAAGAUGUUAGCAGAUCUCGAUGUUUCUGGAGACGAUACUAAAGAAGCGAAUAGAAAAUUGGUCAAGGACCAAAUUGCCCCACAGAUCCCGAUGUUAAAAGAUUGGAGCUGCUAG
Brettanomyces bruxellensis is the source of this 198-nucleotide messenger RNA. RefSeq lists its product as uncharacterized. The transcript has a single exon. Lineage: Eukaryota; Fungi; Ascomycota; Pichiomycetes; Pichiales; Pichiaceae. The record is from RefSeq and is a predicted model, not a curated record. Bases 1 to 198 code for a protein of 65 amino acids.